AUGUCACCGUUCAGACUUGUUUUUGGGAAAUCUUGUCACCUACCUGUAGAAAUUGAGCAUAAAUCUUUCUGGGAAGUAAAGCAAUGUAACUUAGACUAUCAUUCUGCUGGAAAAGAGAGAAAGUUACAGCUCCUUGAGUUAGAGGAAUUAAGUCUUGAAUCUUAUGAAAAUGCUAAAAACUACAAAGAGAAAACUAAAGCAUUCCAUGAUAAAAUGAUAGCUAGGAAAUCUUUUCAAGUUGGUCAGAAAGUUCUUUUAUUCAAUGCUCGACUUAAAUUAUUUCCUGGAAAGUUGCAAACUAGAUGGCUUGGUCCCUUUGUUGUUACUAAUGUGUUUCCUCAUGGUGCAGUGGAAUUAAAGGACUUUGGUACUGAUAAAACUUUCAAAGUUAAUGGUCACAGAUUGAAGCCAUUCUAUGAUAAAGCUUAUGUGGAGAUGAUCGAAGAUGUCACGUUUGAGGAAAUCUGA
Spinacia oleracea (spinach) is the source of this 468-nucleotide messenger RNA. RefSeq lists its product as uncharacterized. The record is from RefSeq and is a predicted model, not a curated record. Lineage: Eukaryota; Viridiplantae; Streptophyta; Magnoliopsida; Caryophyllales; Amaranthaceae. The transcript has a single exon. The coding region runs from base 1 to 468 and encodes 155 amino acids.